AUGCGCCGCAGCGGCUUGCGCGCGGCUCGCUCCGGUGGUGCUGUAACGGCGGUGCUGACGCUGGCCAUGAUCGGCUUGGUGGCAGGCUUUGCCACAGCAGCCAUCACGCUGACCGGGGGAGAGUCCGUACAAGGCAUUUCCGCCGACAGCUCUGUAAGCUCAUCUGGCGAUCACCCCUACGACCCGGCCAGCAGCAGCAGCGACCUUGAUGCGAAGGGCAAAAAGGGCAAGCUGCCUUUCCGUACCGGUUCCAUCGUGCGCCUCGUAUCGCCCGGCUUGGAGAGGGCCUGUGACGUAGCCUCAGACCCGGCCCCGUACGGCCCGUACGGACCUGGCGGUGACACGCCAUACAGCCCUGGAGGCGGCGACGACGGCGGCGGCUGGUGGGCCCGUCGAAGCUCGCUGUCGUCCGCCGGCAGCGAUGGCGCCUCUCUGGGUCGCAAGGGCGGCAGCGACGGCGGCGGCGUGGGUGGGGCGUACGACUACGGCGGCGGCGACGACGCCCCGGCUUUUGUUUGGUGUAACGCGACCAUUCCCGACGGCCCGCCGCAGCCAUAUCCCAGCGGUGGCGGCAACAGCGGCAACAGCGGCGGCAUGCUGACGUGGAUGGGGUCACUGGCGGCGGCCGUGAUCGAUGCCGCGGCGACGGCUCUGGGUGUCGAGGAUGCCGUACGGCCCGGCGGCGGCAACGACGUUGUGCGCAACUCGCAAUGGGAUUUGGACGGUUUCGUGCUGAUGGGCACCGACUUCCAGACUGCGGACAUGUACAGCGGCGGCCGAGUGUUCUUGAAGAACCAGAACAGCAGAAAGUUCUGCCGACUGGCCGGCUCUAAGGACGAUGGCGACGAUUUGGACGCCAACGCCUACGGCGGCCCCUCCCUCACCCGCCGCGGUGGUGGUGCCCCGCCGUCUUCCCCGGCUGCCCUGGUGUGUGACGAGAUGACCAGCAGCGAGCUAACCGAAUUCGUGGUGGAGCUGGUGCAGGAGGAUGAGGAGGAACAGGCGGUGGCUAGGAUGCAGGACGACCAACAGGACGAGCAAGAUGAGCAGGACGAGCAAGGUGAGCUGCCGCCGCCAACCGGGUCUCCGGAUCCCCAGGGAGGUUCCGGGCAUACACACAGCAUGGAAGGUAUGACGCGGUAUCGCAUCCUGGCAAAGUGGACCUGCAUCUCGAAGCACCUGCAGUACACCUGCCACCCGGCUACAUAUUCCCCCCUCAGCGCCGCGGGGCUCUCUCCCAGGCGCGUCGCAGCUUCGGAGCAGCGAGAUCUUCUUCUUCUUCUUUCCUUUUCUGCUUUCCUGUAA
Messenger RNA from Volvox carteri f. nagariensis, 1305 nucleotides. RefSeq lists its product as uncharacterized. Bases 1 to 1305 code for a protein of 434 amino acids. The record is from RefSeq and is a predicted model, not a curated record. The transcript is spliced from 9 exons. NCBI's taxonomy places the organism in Eukaryota, Viridiplantae, Chlorophyta, Chlorophyceae, Chlamydomonadales, Volvocaceae.